This is a messenger RNA of Erpetoichthys calabaricus (reedfish), 1086 nucleotides long. Its product is annotated as jerky protein homolog-like. The record is from RefSeq and is a predicted model, not a curated record. The transcript has a single exon. Bases 1 to 1086 code for a protein of 361 amino acids. Lineage: Eukaryota; Metazoa; Chordata; Cladistia; Polypteriformes; Polypteridae. Gene Ontology annotation, cellular component: nucleus. Gene Ontology annotation, molecular function: DNA binding.
AUGAUUUACAAUGCUGAUGAAACGGGCCUUUACUACAAAAUACUGCCUGAUAGGACUUUAGCCAUGAAGAAAGACAAGACCAGCAACGAAGGUUAUAAACAGAUCAAAGACAGGGUGACAAAGUUAUUUUGCUGUAACUGGACGGGUCAUCACAAGCUAACACCUCUUUGUACUGGCAACUUUGCAUCCCCAAGAUGUUUCCACAAUAUCAACAUGUCAUCAUUACCACUGGACUACGAUCACAGCAAGAAUGCCUGGAUGACAGCAGCAAUUUUUGAGAAGUGGUUUCACCAGACGUUCAUCCCUGGUGUCCGUAGGCACCUUAGAAGCAAGGGAAUGGAACCACGAGCAUGCCUACUUCUAGACAACUGUCCAGCCCACCCCCCUGCAGAGACGUUGAAGUCCAGAGAUGGCAAGAUUUUCGUUUAUUACCUUCCAAAGAAUACAACGUCCAAGAUUCAGCCCCUAGAUCAAGGCAUCAUUUCUGUGUUCAAGGCCAAUUAUAGUCCAUGUAUAUAUAAGUCCAUGGUUGAAGAAGAUAAGAGUGUCCCUAUGUUCCUGAAGACUGUAAGAAUUAAAGAAGCACUGUAUUUGUCUGAGUCAGCCUGGGGAGCAAUCAAGCCUGAAACAAUUCAAAAUUGUUGGACUAAAGCCCUUGGAGGUCCCAUCACAGAGAACCCCACUACUGUUGAAGAAGACGAAGAUGAAGACUUCCUAGGUUUCAGUCCAGAAGAAGUACGGGAGGCAGAACAGAAGUUGAUCUCGGCUGUCCACUCAAGUAUACCAGUACAAGAAAUCCUUGCAGCAUGGUCCACCAUAGAUGAUGACGUCCCAAUAGCAUCCUCCAUUUUAGCUGAAGAAAACCACAAUGAAGAUGAAGAAGAAGAAGAAGAUCCUGUCCCAGUACCUCCAACUAGAACCGCUGAUGAUGCAGUUAAAGGACUUGAAGUGGCCUUAGAGUACUACGAGCGUGUGGGAGAUAAAGUAAAGACACUACAGCUGAAGUCUCUCAUAAGAGAUGCCAAGAUGAGAGCUUCUAGGAACAAGAAGCAAGCUGACAUCACCUCAUAUUUUACUAAAAAAUAA